AUCGCAGCAACCCGCUCAAACAGGCCGCAGCCAACUACUAAUGAAACACCCGGAACAACUAGAUUUCUCUUUCUGCUGGCGGCUUUUCAUGAUUUAAUUUUAGUUAUCACUUCGGCAACUAACCGGGCGAAUUAAACGCUUAUGUACGUCAUUUCCGUUCUUUAGACUUCGGUGAAAAGUGGUUUAUUUAUCUUGUCCUGACAACUUCCUGGGUUUAAGAGGUUUAACAGCAAAUGGAGCAGGCGGCCGGCUAUUCACAGUCUGUUGGAAUACAGUGCCAAUUACUAAACCGGAAAUCCCAUCUAGGCCUGGAGCAGAUCGCUGCAGUGGCUGCAUCAGGCAAAUCAUUGCUUGGCUCCAGAAAGUGCUACAAGUUCAUUGUAGAUGACAAUGCUGGUGAAACAGUCGUGAUUUGCUCUGCAUUCAGACUUCUAGAGAAUCUGCAGUUGGAUUGUCCAGUUGGACAGUUGUUGAAUGAAGCAGUACAGGCACACUACAAACAAUACAAAUCUGGAACAUCCACUCUCCUUUUCCUUACUGGAGCAUGGAGUAAAGCUGUUUUAAAUUGUAUCAAGCAAGAGAUUCCCAUUCCUACCAUAGUAUCUGUGAUGUAUGAAGGACUAGAGCAUUGCUUUGAGGUACUAAUAUCACAUCAGAUAUCCAUUGAUGGCAUUUUGAAAAGCUCACAAUGUAAACAAAAUCCGCAAACAGUUAAAGCUGAAAGAUUAUCAUGUCCUUUAACUAGCUCUCCUACCCAUCUGACUAAUGAGAUGCAAUCAUUUGCAAAAGAACACGCUUAUUUUCAGUCAGAUGUAUCAAUAAAAGGGAAUUGCAGAAACAGCUACAGUGUUAACAAGGCGAAUGGCUCCUUAUUGUGGCCUUUUUCAAAUAAUAUGACUCGUGCCUCUUCUAAGCAAGGUCGACCAAGCUCCACAAGCAUCCGAGUAAAACCAGAAGUAAAUAUGAGCCGACACUUCAGGAAUCCUAAUAGAAACAGACAAGAAGAAGCUUUGCCAGAUUUGUUAAACACUUUUAAAGAGGAUUCCUUUGCCACUGCAGCUGAUUCUGCCAGCUUUACAGCAUUGGCUUUGUCACUGAGCCAUGGAAACCAGAGGAUGAUGAAGUUAGUAAUAGAGGCAUACAAAAUUCAGGCUCAAAGUAUUUUCGCAGAAAAUGGUAACAGCAAAACGCUGCCAGAAUUUGACAUUGGUAAUUUGGUUACGUAUUUCCUGCCAGGACCACCUGAGCACAAUUCCUGUGUGAGUCCUGGUUUUAUCACAUUAAUCACAGGAGAGCAGUCUAUGAUUGUCAAGCAUUUGGCCAAUUUGCCGCUUCAUACUAUAUUUAUAAAUGGAGAUCUUACUGAUAAGUACUAUCAUCCAGGAUUCAACAGAAUUUCAAAUAUUAAAAUGGUUACUCAGACUGUUGACAUUUCUAAAAAUUUAGAAGAAGAGUGGUUAUGUACAACAAUGAAUAUACUUCAUAAGUUUCAUAUUAAUUUAAUUCUGGUAAAGGGGAUAACAUCUCCACAUUUAAUGGAUAUAUGCAUGCAAGAAAAUAUUUUAAUAAUACAAGAAAUGAAAGACCCAGUGUUUCAAAGGUUUGCAGAGGUUAUGGGAGGUGGUAUUGUAACUUAUAUUACACAAGUAAAAGAGAAUUGUGUGGGAACUGGAGGACAUCUAUGUUUCUGGAAAAUGGAAAAUGGAGGUGCACUGAACUUGGGAGAAAGAGUUGCUGUGCAGAUAAGUACUUAUAAAACUGCUGUGAUCACAGUAGUGCUUUGUAGCCCCUUAAGUUGCAAGCAGCAGACAUUAGCGGACCAAUUCUGGACUUGUGCAUAUCGUCUGAAACAUGCACUUAGUGAGGGACGAAUCUUUCCUGGUGCAGGAGCCACUGAACUUGUUUGCCUCUGCCAUCUAAAGCAGCUAAUAUUAGAAAAAUCUUUCAAACCAGGAAGUGAUACAGCAAGUUGCAUCAGUGCACAUUGUUCUUCAUGGUUUGCUGACACUGCAGCUUUGUACAAAUCACGAAUCUUGCAAGCCUUAGCUGAUGGCUUGGCUGAUUACCUUGUAACUGCAAUGAUUAAUACUGGCAUGUAUGGAACACCACUGGAUGCUUUGACAGAAGUGCAAAAGUGCCUUCACAAAAGUGUUGGUGUAUUUCCUAUCAUUUCUGAGUUAUCAGAACAGUGUGUGAAUGUUGGUGUACCAUGCAGGCCUCCCUGUAGAAGUCUGAAUGAAAACUGCUUUGAAGUCUAUGAUAAUGUGACAGUCAAGCUGGAAGCUUGGCGAAGAGCUUUGAAUCUAGUGUUAUUGGUACUGCGGGCAGAUGCUGAAAUUAUCACUGGCACCAGAGCUAAAACUUGUACAGUUGCUGAAGACCAGUUAAGAGAAGGAACAUUCCUAUAGCAUGAAUAACAAGAUCAGCAAAUCUGCAGUUAGCCAAUAUGGAAGGUAGGCGGUUCUACAAACAAAAAGAAAGCUUAGCCUAGUCUUGAUGGUGGACUGCAAGUGCUAAUGUAAAAAAAGUACCAAAGGGACACAACCCACAGCAGGCGGGUUUUGGUCCCUUUGAACCCACUGCAACUGGUUUAGUUAUGGGGGUUGCCACUACCUCUGUACUUCUAAUUAUAAAACACUGAUUAGAAAAUGGGCUUUGGUAAAAAUAUUGACAGCUGGAAUUCAUUUUACAUAGUUUACCACUGUAAACCAUUAUUCUGUGGUGCAUGCACAUGUACACCAGAAUUUUUCCGGCCCUUUGGCGGCAAGGGAUGCAGGAAUCUAGACAGUUGCAUGUCAGGUUCACUAGCCAACACAUUCUAUAUGCUUUUGCUGGAGGAAAGCUUCAGUGGCACCCUAAAUAGGGUGAUCACAAGGACAUUUAUCCAUUGCAAUGAGAGCUUACAAAUAGAGCAUGGGCUCCCCGAUUGUGACCGCUCUUUGCCAGGUGAGAGGUGGCAGCUUCAUACAGAAGGUCAGAACCUCAUAACUUCUAAAGUUACUGAAGGGCUCAGCAGCAUCAUAGGGCAAAGCUGGUGUCUGCCCAUAUCACAGCUUUGCCAUCUAACGAUAAAAUUGUGGAAAUGGAUGUCUCCGAUGGGUCACAUGCAAUGAACUUCUCAUCCGUUCCAUGGGCCCUCAGCAGUGCUCCAAUUAGCCUCACGAUGGUGGAGGGCUAUCAGACUCCAUUGCCUUGAGAGGCCACCCGCUGUCCUUAAAUGGACGACAGAGGUAUCCUCUUAAUUGGUCAUCUCCCAGAAGAUUCCCCUAUUGGCACAUAUCUCACUCGAACGUGCUCAGGAUCUGGAAGUUUCUGGCCAAAGAUCCUAAUAUUCCUUUGAUAGUUUUUUUUAAAGGAAGCAGAUAUUUGCAUAAUUAAAUGAAUUGCAUUUGCUCCACUGUGUAGAAGUUUCAAGAACUACAGAAAGCUGAACCCUGUAAGAUAUUUUGGUGCUGAUAUGUUUUAAAUAAAACAAUGACCAGUUUAAUAAA
Messenger RNA from Carcharodon carcharias (great white shark), 3491 nucleotides. It is a transcript of the gene bbs12, whose product is annotated as Bardet-Biedl syndrome 12. Gene Ontology annotation, biological process: photoreceptor cell maintenance; chaperone-mediated protein complex assembly. Bases 234 to 2408 code for a protein of 724 amino acids. The record is from RefSeq and is a predicted model, not a curated record. Lineage: Eukaryota; Metazoa; Chordata; Chondrichthyes; Lamniformes; Lamnidae. The transcript is spliced from 2 exons. Gene Ontology annotation, molecular function: ATP binding.